UUGAAACAGUUUUGUAUUUUUUUGAGCUGAGUUUGAAAAUACACCAUCUUGAUUUUCAGAAUGCACAGCAUUCACUGAGUUGGGAUUGCAAAACUGGACUGAUACAGUCACUCGCCUUGUGCUGACAGCGGAGCCACAUCCAAGGGAUCCCGUCAAAGAGCUUGGGGAAUGGUAGACCGCAUGAUGGCAAUGAACCAUGGACGAUUCCCUGAAGCUGUGAAUGGUCUCCACCAUCACCACCCAGCGCGCAGAAUGGGCAUGGGGCAGUUUUCGAACCCACUACACCAUCAGCAACAACAGCAGCAGCAUGGCUACACUACUGGUAUAAUGGGAGAUCAUUUGCACUACGGAGGGGGCAAUGUAACAGCUAACCACGGAAUUCGGCAUUCGGUGGGGAAUGUAAACGCUGGACACCCAAACGGCAAUAUGCCUCCCGGAGCGCGCUACAGCUCUCAAUUUGUGGCACCCGCCGCCGCCGUCCCCACUCAAGGACAGCUCGCGGCAAGUAUGCAGUUGCAAAAGCUCAACACGCAGUACUACAGCCACCAUACUCACCCCUCUCACCAUCAUUAUAUGCAUGAUUUGCAUCCAGCGAAUCAUCAAGUUAACGGGACAGGACAACAGUUCAGAGACGGCAACGCGAAACACAGCACGUCCAGUUUGCCUCCACAAGCGCAUCAUGUGCCUGCAGCAAUACUGCCCCCCAACGUCAUUGACACGGAUUUUAUUGAUGAGGAGGUCUUGAUGUCUCUGGUCAUUGAGAUGGGGCUGGACCGAAUAAAGGAACUACCUGAGCUGUGGUUAGGACAGAACGAGUUUGAUUUCAUGACAGACUUUGUAUGUAAGCAACAGCCAAGCCGAGUGAGUUGUUAAAUCUCACUAAGUGGACUUAUACAGUCAUCUACUCAAACAGACUUCUAAAGCAUUCCUUGUUGUCCCCUAAACUCGAACAUUGAGAGAGAAGAUCUGCAAUACACCAAUGGAGAACCAUUGAAACAUGUACUAUACCAGAUUAUAUAUUCCUCAAAUAUUUUGGGGUAAUAGACAUAUACUGCAGACAUAAUGGAAAUGAGUUUGUUUGAUGUAGGAAUGCACUACAAUCUCAAUUGAAUCUUUGCCAGAAAGACACAUUUUUACAUCCAUGCUAUGCAUCGUUACUUCAAGCUAGAAUCCUUAGUUGCUACAUCCAUUUUUGGACUUAGAAAUUAAUUAUAUAUAUAUAUACCCAUUGAUUCUUGAAGAAUAUAACUUAUAAAUGCCUCAUGAGCUUAGUUCAACUGUGAUACCCCAUCACCCAAAGGAAAAAUAUGAGCCCCUUUUUUGUAAACAAUGUUAAUAUAAACAAACACUGUAUAGCCUCAACAUGAUUAACUAUAAUUUUGAUAUAAUGGGUGGUCAGUCCUUGCACCAAU
Messenger RNA from Salvelinus sp. IW2-2015, 1412 nucleotides. RefSeq names its product cbp/p300-interacting transactivator 2. Gene Ontology annotation, molecular function: transcription coactivator activity. Gene Ontology annotation, biological process: regulation of DNA-templated transcription. Lineage: Eukaryota; Metazoa; Chordata; Actinopteri; Salmoniformes; Salmonidae. The record is from RefSeq and is a predicted model, not a curated record. Gene Ontology annotation, cellular component: nucleus.